AUGGUUGCUCUCUUGGAUUUCGGGCAAUUUUCAUGUCCGUUGUCGUGCGAACAGUCACCGUCAUCAUCAUCAGAUGCUGAUCAUGGAAGGGACUUAAAUGCAGCUAGAUUGCUGGAGUUGGCUAUUCAAAAGCGUCGCGCUGCUUUUACGUCAAGGCGGCGUGAUUUUCGGCGUGAAAUCGCCCACACUGUUAUGGUACGAACGUUAUGUAGACGAUUAGGAGCUGAACUUGCUAUGAAAAGAAAAAAACGCCUGGAUCGUGCAAAACGACUUGUGCAAUCAAUGAAAUGUAAGUCGGAUUGUAUUCUUCAUGGAGAAGAAGUUUUAAUGAAAUCACCAUUAAGUAAUACGCGGGAGAACUAUGCUAUGAAAGGAAAAUCUACCAACCAUGAUGCAGAGUCGAGCAAUGUAAGGAAUAUGGAAAACACGAAAUACUAUCAUGAAGAUGAUCCGUUCGAUUUGGAUCGAUUAUUCGAGGAAGCUGGAUAUUUGGGUGCCGAAACGCGGCUCAAGCAAACGCUGACACAUUGGAUUAGUGUUUCACUUAGUUCUCUCAAUGUGGGUUGCUGCUCUAAAUGCGAGUAUGUGGCAAGAACGGGUUGGUUCUCUGUUGAACAGUCCCACGGUGAAGCUAGCGCAACGAAAGUCGGGAGGAUAUGCGGUUUUCAUCGGGUAGAUUACGAAAUGGAGGGUGGGAUGGGAACAUGGCAGUUUUCUGCAAUAGGGCCGCGAUUAAUUCACGAGGAAUCUUUUAGAAUGGACAUCGUUAUACCGCUGUUUUACGUACGUUGCAAAACCGAUGUGUUUCACUUGUGCGGUUUUCGAUAUCCCGAGAAAAAUGUUUUGAACAGAACAGAAGUUUGGAUAAAAAGGGGAUUUACGAGGUCUGCGCGAGCCUGGAUGACAUUGAAGCAACUAUGA
This is a messenger RNA of Dracunculus medinensis (Guinea worm), 921 nucleotides long. NCBI's taxonomy places the organism in Eukaryota, Metazoa, Nematoda, Chromadorea, Rhabditida, Dracunculidae. The record is from the annotation of a GenBank genome assembly.